Molecule: messenger RNA, 2901 nt
Organism: Onychomys torridus (southern grasshopper mouse)
Lineage: Eukaryota; Metazoa; Chordata; Mammalia; Rodentia; Cricetidae
Gene: Fam228b
Product: family with sequence similarity 228 member B
Exons: 9
Coding region: 356-2035 (559 amino acids)
Source: RefSeq, a predicted model, not a curated record
CAGGCUGGAGGCCCGCGCGGCUCCACGGGGUGCGCGCGCGUUCGGGUCGCCCCCUUCCUCCCCGGCCGUGGCCCAGGGCGCGCGGGGCGGCCUCCAGGAGACCGAGUCCCCGAACGUCCGCGCGUUCUGAAGCCACAUACGGGCUCGAGCUGAGGCCGCGGGCGCCCCGUGGUGCCGGAGAGCCGACAGCCCUGCCCGCCGCCAGAGGGGGGGGUGUCGAGGCCUGCACCGCCCGGCGGCCCUGCGCACGCGGUCUGCGUCGUAGCGAGCCCGGGCGCGGGUCGGGGCCCGGGUCCUCGCGGGCCCUGCUCCCUGCUUUUCUAGGGGCACUGUUACUACUUGGCGACCUACCACAAUGAAAACUGGGAGGAGCCAAGAUGAUAUGGUAACUGGCACGCUCCCUAAGCGCAAGAGCUCCAAAGAAUGGUUGGAACCACAGUCGCUUUCUUUUAUGGAGGCUUUAGCUAAAGAAGAUACUGAUGCAGCUGUUCAGUCAAUAUUAUAUAGAGAAAAUUAUGUAAUGAAGGAACUAGAUAAGUAUUUAUAUCAUCAUGACUUCUUAAAUGCAAGAAGAAAAGAGAUGUUGUAUAAAAAAUGGGUUGAGUGUGUGGCAGAUCCUCUACAGAAGAAAAUUUUAGAAAAAGUUUGUUCACAUAAGAAGAUUAAAAAGAGGAGACGACAAGAAUUAGACAGUUUUUUGAGACAUGUAAAUAAGAAGGGAAAUGCAUUUAUAGAGCAUUAUGAUCCAAAAGAAUAUGAUCCUUUUUAUAUGAGCAAAGAGGACCCCAAUUUUCUAAAGGUCAUCAUGCCGCCAUUCCGUGACCCUCUGAAAAAAGCACAGUAUGACAAGGACAAUGACAAGAGGACUCUCCUCCAGUGCGAGACUGGCAAAGUCUAUACAAUGAAAGAAUUCAAAGAGAUGGAGAAGGCCCAGUUGCAUUCCAGGUUUCCGAGUAUCUCUACUUCAAGGCAAUGUAUGACUCCAAACGAAUGGCUUCGAGUGCCCAUGACAUACAUAGAGAGUGAAUUUUGUAAAAAGAGCAGGGUCAAAAUGAAGGGGAAUUUUAACGCUAGUACCUUUGAUUUGACUCCACUGAAGAGGGUGCCUAAUUUUCUGGAGUGCCGGGAGGAAGAAAAGACAGUCAGUUUCAAAAACAAAGGGCUCUCCUCUGUGGACAGUGACGCUCCAUGUCUCCAGGAGGGGAAGAACUCAAGUUCCCCAGAGAUCAGUUCUGAAGGUCAUCAUUCUUCUGCAGACCUCUGCCAGGAGGUAGAAAGGGAUGAGGUCCAGGACACGGUGAGGACUAACCAGGAUGCGGUGAGAGCUAACCAGGACGCGGUGAGAGCUAACCAGGACACGGUGAGAACUAACCAGGAUGUGGUGAGAACUAACCAGGAUGUGGUGAGAACUAACCAGGAUGUGGUGAGAACUAACCAGGACACGGUGAGAACUAACCAGGAUGCGGUGAGAACUAACCAGGAUGCGGUGAGAACUAACCAGGACGUGGUGAGAACUAACCAGGACGCGGUGAGAGCUAACCAGGACGCGGUGAGAACUAACCAGGACGCGGUGAGAACUAACCAGGACGCGGUGAGAACUAACCAGGAUGUGGUGAGAACUAACCAGGACACGGUGAGAACUAACCAGGACGUGGUGAGAACUAACCAGGAUGUGGUGAGAACUAACCAGGACGUGGUGAGAACUAACCAGGACGUGGUGAGAACUAACCAGGACACGGUGGGAACUAACCAGGACGUGGUGAGAACUAACCAGGACGCGGUGAGAGCUAACCAGGACGCUGUGAGAGCUAACCAGGACGCGGUGAGAACUAACCAGGACGUGGUGAGAGCUAACCAGGAUGUGGUGAGAACUAACCAGGACACGGUGAGAGCUAACCAGGACGCGGUGAGAGCUAACCAGGACGCUGUGAGAGCUAACCAGGACAGUCAGUCCCAUUUUGUGAUACCCAGGGCAGCCCUUGCUGACACCCAGGUGGAAGCAGGUGGGAACUUCCUGAUAUGGUGGGCUCUUUAGAAGCCAGGAGGCAGCGGGAAGACACAAAGACAGUUGUCCUUCAGAGGGAGAGUGCCCUUGCAGCUCGGUGGAGCCCAGUGGACGUGCCCAGUGGUGGGGGCCAGCUGUCUCCUAUUUCCUUGGCUCCUGAGUUGACUCCUAAUGGGUAAUCUUUCUACCACCUCUGCCCGCUCUCUCCCUUUACCUGUACUCAAGCCAGGCCCCCUGAAUUGUCUCUUUUAAUUCAGUCAAGAAUUGGUUUUCAAAGGCCAUACUAAAAGCAGUAAUCUCUAAGGAGGAAAGUAUAGCUCCCAAGUGUAAAGUGUCUAGAGAGACAGGUCUUCUAGAGACCGCCCAAGGUAACUACCUAGCCUGGCACCCAGUCCAACAAGACACCUAGGUCUAGAGGGUCCUUUUACCCUUCAGUCUUCCGUCCCGACGUUGCUGUGUCCCAUACUAUGGAGACCGUCUCUUCUCCGAGCGGCUGGAGCCCGAAAGGAUUUUUCAUCCACUCAUGAAAGCUUCCCUAACCUGUCAGCACAUCUUCCCUUCUUUGCCUGCCGUUGUUUAGUGGCUCUUCCGUGUGGUUCUUACUCUGCUCCCCUCCACUUAACAAAGGCCUGUUCUGAGUCAGGCAGUACAGAUGGGGCUGGAGGCAUGAUGGUGAGCCGCAGGCGUCUCUGCUCUUGUGGAGCUUACACUCUGAUGGUAAAGAUAGAAAACAAUCCAAAUAAAUGCACAACAGGUGAGGUAAUGAAGUGAGGAGAAGAAAAUAGAUGAGGACACCAUUUUAAGUGGAGAAAGCAGAAGAGUGUUCUCGGAAGAGGUGACAUGUACUGUAGGCUGGGCAUGGUGGCGCACGCCUUCAAUCACAGUACUUGGGAAGC